CGGUCCCAUAUAGCGCUCUUCAGCAAAAGCGGAGUUGAUGCGACACAAGGCGCUCUCGUUCCCGGCAUGCACUGGGGAGCUGUAUUGUACUGAGGAAGCUUUGGCACGGGGAAAUCGAGUAGGUGCUGUGGCGCGAGCGCAGGGAAUCUCCUCAUUCUGAUCCUCAUCCCAGAAAAUUAUCUAAAAAAAAAAGGAAAAGGGACAAAAAAACAGACCGGACGCAUUAAGCCCAUUCUCUUUAUUGCCGAUCAACAGCACCACCAUGAACUACUUGCGCCGGCGUCUGUCUGACAGCAGCUUUGUAGCCAACCUGCCCAAUGGCUACAUGAUGGACUUGCAGAGGCCCCCUGGCUCUAGCGGUUCCAGCAGCUCUACCAGCUCCCCGGCUUCCCCGGCCACGGAGAGGCGUCAGCAGCCUCCUGCGGCGGCAGCAGCACCUGCAGCAGCAGCAGCACCAUGUCCGCCUCCUCAACCCGCCUCCACAGGCACGUUUCUCAGCUCUUUCUCCAGCGUGGUGAAGACAGCUCAGAUUGCCAGUGCUGUGCAGGCCAAAGCUGCUGCUCAUGCGGACACAGCAGCUGCAGCAGCGGCUGGCACCGCUCCGGCCAAGCCUGUAGUCCGCAAGCCCAAAGUGCUGUUAGUCAUCGACGACGCACACACAGACUGGGCUAAAUAUUUCAGAGGGAGGAAGCUGAACGGGGAAUAUGAGAUCCGUGUCGAACAGGCUGAGUUUUCAGAGAUCAACGUGUCGUCCACCGUCAGCACCGGCUGCGUGGUUGAUAUGCAGGUCGCUCGAGGCGGCACCAAAGUUGUAAGGUCCUUUAAACCAGAUUUCAUCCUGAUUCGCCAGCACGCCUACAGCAUGACCCCGGGAGAAGACUUCAGAAGCCUUGUGAUUGGUCUGCAGUAUGGCAGUGUGCCAAGUGUGAACUCCCUGCACUCCAUCUACAACUUCUGCAGCAAACCCUGGGUUUUUUCUCAGAUGAUCAAACUCUACCAUGACUUGGGACCAGAGAAAUUCCCACUGAACGAGCAGACUUUCUUCCCUGACCACACACAGAUGAUGCCCACUCUGACAUUUCCAGUCGUUGUGAAGAUGGGGCACGCCCAUGCAGGCAUGGGAAAGAUAAAGGUGGAGAAUUCAACUGACUUCCAGGACAUAACCAGCGUGGUGGCUCUUGCCAAAACAUAUGCAACAGCAGAGCCUUUUGUCGAAUCCAAGUACGACAUCAGGAUCCAGAAAAUUGGCAACAACUACAAAGCAUACAUGAGAACCUCCAUUUCAGGUAACUGGAAGGCAAACACAGGCUCUGCUAUGCUGGAGCAGAUCGCCAUGACAGAUAGGUAUCGUCUGUGGGUGGACUCGUGCUCCGAGAUGUUCGGAGGUUUGGAUAUCUGCGCUGUGAAAGCUGUACAUGGAAAAGACGGCAAGGAUUAUAUCAUAGAGGUGAUGGACAGCUCCAUGCCUCUGAUUGGUGAGCAUGUGGAGGAGGACAAGCAGCUCAUCGCUGAUAUGGUCCUCAGCAAGAUGGCUUUUUCUCUGCUCGGUGUCACUUCUCCUCAGUCCUCCAAUGCAAAGACACAACCUGGUCCUCAGACGACUCAGCCGAGACGAGUUCAAGGAGGUCCCCGGUCAGGCUCUGCCUCAUCGUCUCAACCUGCACAGGGAUCUCCACAGCGUACUCGCUCUGCAAACACCUCUCCCAGUCAAGCCUUCCAGCCAGGCCCAAUCCCAGCAGCCUCCUCUCAGAAACAAGGACCACAGCUCAACAAGUCUCAGUCCCUCACCAACACCUUCACAGAGACGCUGAGAGGAAACCCAGCAGACGACGAGGUCAAAGCCGAGACCAUCCGCAGCCUGCGCCAGUCUUUCGCCAGCCUGUUUUCCGACUAGUACGCUUACUCACACAUACACAUACAGUACAUACGAGAUCUGCACUUUUGGAUUGAAAGUUGUUGUGAAGGUCAGUAGAGUGGAAGUGAAAUCUCUAACUUCAUGACUGAAUACGAUGUCCAGUAGAUGUCCAUGCCACUAGUUUUGAUUUCUGGGUCAUUCUUUUCAAACCUGCUUUCUCUUUCUUCUUCUUCUUCUUCUUCUUCUUCUUCUUCUUCUUCUUCUUCUUCUUCUUCUUCUUCUUCUUCUUCUUCUUCCCUGAUCUUGACUUUCUGAGAUUUAGACUUGCUUUUUAACCUUAAUUUCAUGAUUGAGAAGAUCCACAAAGGUUCCAUCAUGAAAAUAACCACAUAAGGUCUUGCAUAUUUGGUUUAUGGAUCCUGACUUCCAGUCCUGGAGGUUUGAAGUGAAAUUUAGCCGAUUCUCCCGAAUUCAACUCACCAGUACAUUUGCAGGUUUAGUCAGUCAGCUACAGCCGGUUAAUCACUAAACCACACUGGACUGUGGAUCUCCAGGACUGGAAUUGUGGGAUUCUUUGUGUAUGAAGGACUUCUUGUGGAUUUAUUUAAAUCUUGUUGUGUAACAGUAUGAAGAAAAAAACAACAAUAUGAUCACAUAACCGUAUAGCUCAGUAUCCCAACAUCAUCUUCACAAACAAUUAAAUUCAAAACAAAUUCAAUUUUAAAGAAUUGAUCUAAGUAGCAAAUAAUUCCCGUUAAUCCAAAAACUAAAAAAAAGAAACGGUAUUUAUGUUAGAAUAUAUAGUGUGUUAUCCCCUUUAUAAAAUGUAGCAUAUUUCUUUUGUUUUGUAAUUUUUUUCAUUCAUAAUUUAUUAUUUAGCGUAGCGUUUAUUGUGUAGCGUAGCGUUUACAGUAAAACUCUUAUUGAUCUGUCAUUGAUCUUGCGCUAUCAACCAUCCUUUAUUGAUUAAUUAGUGACCGAAUUAGUAAACAGUUAUUAUGAUAUAAUCCCUAUGACACAGUAUUGUCAGUAUUAAGUACAAAGUAUUUCAGGCUAUCAGGCAAUAUUCCACAGUGGGUCUUAUUUUAUUUCUAAAAAUGGGUCAGUCUUCCAUUACCGUAUAUCUCUUCCCUUUAUAAGUGACGUAUACUUGACAGUGUAAGUACUGUAAAUACUGUUUUAUGUAUUGGGCAUUUUAUCUCCACACUGGGAAUCUCUGAUCUCGUCCCACUUUCGGGAGAAGGAACUUCGCAAACAAAUAAAGGAGAAGGAAAUAAUGACGUCCGAGUCCAAUCUGAAAGCCAUCAAAUCAGUGACAUACUGAGGCCUUGAUUCACUAAGAUCUCAAAUCCUCACACAUGUAAGGAAAAGCGGACGGGUGAAACCUAUGGAAACGAGGUGCUGUGUGGAUUUGAUAGUUCCUUAAGUUCCUUUAAGAGAACCUCGCCAGGUGUUGGAACUAAACCAGGCGUGUUUGUGCAAUUCAAUUUUAAAGGCUGUGAGUUGCAUCGAAAAAAUACAGUAUGAAUGCAAAAUUAAAGUGUGUCACGUUCAUAGGGUAAAAGGUGAAUGUCUGUUUUAAUGCUGUUAGCGUCUGAGGCGUGAACAUGCAGCCGUUUAUAAUACGACUUUAAGUAAGGCAUUUAUUACACUUUGGGAUCCUGAGGCCUGAUCUUAAAAGAGCUCAUAAAUAAAAUGUAAUGAAUAGUAGAAUUUUAUUGGACAUCUCCAAACUGAUGCUGCGUUCAACUAAAGCUCACAACGCAAAUUAGACAAAUAAAGAAAUAAUGAAAAUAUUCCCUUUAAGUUCCUGCUCGGGAACGUGGGGGGGGUUUCUUCGAACCCUGAGUUAAGUGUAUGAUGUCAUGUUAGAAUGUUCAUCAAUACAGUUUCAUGAAAAAAAAUUGUUAACAUCACACUAAACUGGUUAAUUCUGAAACUUCCUGUUUCCUAUUUAAAUCAAAUGCAGCACGAGUGCUCCAUAUUUCACACUUUUAGAGAGAAGAGAUACACACACACACACACACACACACACACACACACACACACACACACACACACACACACACACACACA
Molecule: messenger RNA, 3931 nt
Organism: Tachysurus fulvidraco (yellow catfish)
Lineage: Eukaryota; Metazoa; Chordata; Actinopteri; Siluriformes; Bagridae
Gene: syn3
Product: synapsin III
Exons: 14
Coding region: 263-1894 (543 amino acids)
Biological process (GO): neurotransmitter secretion
Cellular component (GO): synaptic vesicle membrane; synaptic vesicle
Molecular function (GO): ATP binding
Source: RefSeq, a predicted model, not a curated record